GAAUCUCCGGCCCAAGAGCAGCCAAACUCAACGAUGCCCGGGGCCCAGAUCCGAUGGACUCUCUUCUUCCUCACCUUCAUGUCGCUGGCCGGGCCCUCCUUGGCCUUCUUUGGCUGGUUUACCCGUAAGGCAUCACCGAGUCGCGGUUCCUCUGAACCCACUGCUCCUGCUGAUCCCAAGUCUCUCCCCAGCGCACCUUUUGAAAUGACCACGGCGGAUGAAAAGUUCUUGGCAGAAGCAAAGCACCUAGAGCUCUCCCCCCUGGACAGCUGCCACUUCAAGGUUGUGAGCCAGUUACAGGCCUCGUGCACUGACAUGUCUGAAGAGGAGAUAGCAAAACUGGGGGUUUCCCUGUUCAACUGCCAGGCCGAGGUGGAGGGGCGCCCCACUUUCCCCUGCACGGAAGACAUGACCUUGGCGGAAUGUACCAAACCCAUGGAUCCGGACACCUGGAACGCCUAUCACAUCGUUAGCAACAGGGCCCGGUCGGUCUGCUAUGCUACACGGCAGCUCCACUUCCGCCGGCGCACUGAACUUACUGUCAACACUCUGGUGUCUACCGCGAUGAGCCAACUGGAAGCCAUGAAACUGCUGAAGGACGGACAAGAGGAGCUGAAGGAGCUGACGUCCGAGUCCCUGCAGAAGGUGGUGAGCAGUCAGAAUGAACUCUUGGGCCAACAGGAGCUUCUGCAGAACAAUCAGGAGAAGAUGGAGAAUUCCAUCAAUGGCAACUUGGAGAUGUUGGCGGAGGAGAAAGCUCUGAUUGCCAGCGGGCACCACCUGGUCGCUCAGCUCAUUGAAGGCAUCACAAAGAAGAUGGAGAACGUGAGCAGCCAACUGGUGGAACAGGACACGGAGCUGCAGGAGGGGCACCGAGCCAUCCUGGCCGACCUGACGGAGGUGCGCAGCCGAUCCCAAGCGGUCUAUAACAAAAUCGAGUCGGACCUGGCCCUAUUCCUGUCCUAUCAGAACCAGACGUCCCAGUACUACGAUGUCCUGAUGGAGAAGCUGCACAGAAUGAACCAGAGCCUGGGCACGGUGCUGUACGCCAUGGAGCAUAUGCACAGGAGUGUGGAGCAGAGACUGGGGUACAUCCAGGGAUUCAUUGGUUGGGCAGGCAUGAACCUGAGCGCCAUAUACACGUGUGUUCUGCACGGCGCCUAUUUCCUCGUGCUGGCGCUGCUCAUGACCUUCCUGCAGACCCGCGGCUUCUCCAGGGCCGUCCUGCUCCUCCUCGUGCUGCUCAAUGCUCUCUCCGAGCUCAACCACCGCCUCUCCCUGGGCUUCCGCUCCCUCACUGUCCUGCUGGUGUGUGUGGUGAUAGCAAACUGGAUGUUGGUGAAUUUCAUUCGGGGCCUGGUGAAGUUCCGAAGUCGGAGGAAACACAAAGCUCUCCCCCCUCCUCACAUCGGGGCAGUGAGCGAAUCCUGCAAAGCCGGGGGCAAGGGCUACUGCUCCUCUACCCCAGAGAGGGCUUGUGAUUUGACGCUGCUGAAGGAGGAGCUUAGGGAGCUGGAGGAGAAGGAUUUGCACGACUCCUCCCUUCUGGAGAACGAAUCUUUGCUGAAAGACGAUUCCAUCGUGGCUUCUUCUGCUCCCAUGAACUGGAAGGCGCAGCAGAGUCUCAUGAAGACCCCCAACCACUCCUCCCCGGCCAUGAAACUACGGAGGCUCAGUGUGUCCAGAUCCGUCAGAGGGAGUGAGACUCCGGCAAAGCAGCAGGGGGCGCUGGACAAAGUCCCCCAAAGGCACCUUGGCGCGGUGUUUGAUGCCUUGUCCUCGUCCAAGAGUUACAGCCCCAACAGUUCCAUGUGCAGCAAUGCGUCUGUCUCUUCCAUGUCCCCUCGUCAGUUCUGCCAGGCCACCACAAAGGCUGGUCAGCCCUGCCGCAAUAAGGCCAGUGGGGGCCACGAGUUCUGCCGUGUCCACGCCAAUGGGCAAGCGUCCUACAUUGCCUUGUGACUGUCCUGUUUUGAUUGGAUCAUUCCAUGCUACAAGAUUCAAUGGAGGCGCCAAACCAUCUCCAUUACAGAUGUUGCAUUUAAAGGGGAACAUAACCAAUCUAGAACCUAGAUUAAUUCUAGUGUAAUUCUGUAUAUUUUUGUGGCUCUCAUUGUGGGUAAAUGACUGUCGCCCUUUGGACGCUUAUUGGAACUUCCCGGAUGGAAAUGGCAUCUCGUAGCAAAGAUGGCGGCUUGUAUGGAUACAACUUGGCACUUGUGUAGAAGCCCCUCCCCCAAUGCCCCGCCUACAGGUUUUUAUAUUCGACUUUGGAAACGGACGUAUUUCCUGAACAUUAACGGGACUGAGGGAUUAUGGAACCGGUCCCUUCACUGUUUGUGCCCAGUAUUUGUUUUAACGUUAUUUCCUGCAAUCUGUCGCUUUUGUCUGUCAUUACAUAAUGUCUAUUUAUAAUAAAUUUUUUAAAAUAAGUG
Messenger RNA from Xenopus tropicalis (tropical clawed frog), 2435 nucleotides. RefSeq names its product protein brambleberry-like. Lineage: Eukaryota; Metazoa; Chordata; Amphibia; Anura; Pipidae. The transcript has 12 exons. The record is from RefSeq and is a predicted model, not a curated record. The coding region runs from base 34 to 1962 and encodes 642 amino acids.